Messenger RNA from Eurytemora carolleeae, 2067 nucleotides. RefSeq lists its product as uncharacterized. Gene Ontology annotation, cellular component: nucleus. Gene Ontology annotation, molecular function: zinc ion binding; nucleic acid binding. The transcript is spliced from 19 exons. Bases 1 to 1986 code for a protein of 661 amino acids. The record is from RefSeq and is a predicted model, not a curated record. Lineage: Eukaryota; Metazoa; Arthropoda; Copepoda; Calanoida; Temoridae.
AUGACACAGAUCAUGCCCCUACAUGUACUUUCAUCUCCGAUCACAUUUGGAACUGCUCCCCCUGCCCCUCCUCCGCACUCUGAGUUCUACUGUGAGCUUUGUGAAUCCAACUGCUCCAGUGAGAAACAGAUGCUUCAGCAUCUCAGUGGAGAGAGGCACAGGAUGAUGGUGAAAGGAAUGGAAGUUAUGCUGGCGGGAGAUCCUAAACUUGACGAGGAUAUCAACCCUUACAAUCUACCAGAGGUUUGGUUACGUGAAAGAAAGCACUGUAAUCUCUGUGAUGUUCCCAUUGAAUCAAUAAGAAUUGCCAAGAUUCAUUUCAACAGCAAACUUCACAGAGAAGCAGCAGGACUGAAUGUGUUGCCUGCAAAUGCUGAGAUGACCUAUAUCUCCGAGGGCCCUCAUCAUUGUACUAUUUGCAACUUCAGAACUAAAACAGAAACAGAGCUAAAAACACAUAACGCUGGAAUUCGUCAUCUGGAAAAUUUCCGAACUAAACAAGCAGUAGAGGCCAAGGGACAUAACUGGAAUCCGCACAAUCCGUCCCCUCCUUUACCCCCAAAAUAUUCAGUAAUAGCAGAAGCUCUCCCGCAAGCCUGGGGUGGACCUGGUAUGAUGGGUCCAGGGAUGAUGGGUCCAGGGAUGAUGGGACCUGGUAUGAUGGGACCUGGAAUGAUGGGUCCUGGUAUGAUGGGACCAGGUAUGAUGGGUCCAGGGAUGAUGGGGCAUGGCAUGAUGGGUCCCGGGAUGAUGGGUCCUGGGAUGAUGGGCCCUGGAAUGAUGGGCCCUGGGAUGAUGGGCCCUGGAAUGAUGAGACCAGGAAUGCGACCAGGUAUGAUGGGUCCUGGAGGAAUGAUGCCAGGGCCUCGGGGACCUAUAAUGGGACCUGGAUGGGGUCCUGGUCCUCAUGGAAUGGGAGGACCUGGAAUGGGAAUGGGUCCAACAGGCAACGAGCUACCACCUGGGGAGGGACCUCCUGAAAUAGGGGAGGCUUCAAUGGGCAAUGGGCCCCCAGGACCACUAGGACCAAAUGCGCUGAUGGAAUGCCAGCAAAAUUUUUCAGACCAAGGAAAAUCUGUGGACAAAAUCCCUGACAAUGUGACAUUCAAGGAGUACUAUUGCACAAUAUGCAAGACCCAGACAGAGAAUGAAGCUGAUUUUGAGGCACACAACAACUCUGAGGAACAUGCUAUUAAUGAGGCUAAUGUUGAGGUGUUUACUUGUCGUCUAUGCAAAAUAAAUCUUACAUCUACAUAUGAUUACAAUAUGCAUCUGGAAAGUCCCAACCACCAGAGGGCAAUUGGAUUAAAACAGCAAAGGGAUCACAUGCGGGCAAUGGGACAGUUUGUGCCAGACAGUGAUGAUGAGGAAGGACAAGAGGAACAACAGUUCCUUCCUGAACCAUUAUCAGAGAAUGGAGUAAAGGGGAGGUUCAAAACUCACCCCUGGCAUUGUGGUCUUUGCAACUCAUGGUUUCAGUCCAUAACAAUUCUUAAGUUCUAUCACAGUGUGACAGAGGAGCAUUUAGCUCUUGCCAACAGUGUCGAGAAAGCUGGAGCAGUGACCUGCCUCAUAUGCAAGGUUGCGGGGGAUAAUGCUGCAGAUAUGAUGGACAAAUGCGCUACUAAGCAAAAAAUGAGGAUUAUUGGCGCACACAGACAAUACAGCUGUGAGAUGUGCGAUGUUCAUUUAUCUGAACAAGAAUGGUUGGACAACCAUAAUGGAGGGGAAAAGCAUAGAUGGACUGUAGACCGAGUGGAGAAGAAUUUGCCUGUUCAGUUCCAGCCAGUAGAUGUGCAAGUUAUUCAGAAGACUGGUUUCAAUCCAUUCAACGGGGCCCCACAGUUCUGGCAGGAAUUCAGAUGUGCAGUAUGUAAGGUGGGGUUCACCCCUAUUGAGAGGUAUAAGAAGCAUAUCGGCAGUUUGUUCCACGUCAGGCGAUGCGCAGGAGAGGAUGUCAAAUGGAUUGAUAAUGGAAAUAACUGAAUCUGUUCGGUGCUGGAGUAGAGAAGGAUGAGUUCAGAAGAAAAAGUUGAAAAUUAUUCUUUAAAUUUUAAUGACAGAUUU